AUGCCCAAAGACAAAGGGAAAACGGUCCCGUCGGCGCCAGGACUAAAGGACGUCGUCAUUCCCGGUCCAGAUCGUCCCUUGAUCCCGAGAACUAGGGGGUACCAGACAGCCAGGGAUCCCGGGCACACCGGCCGUUUCUGGCGGCCUACCUCCACGGCGGUCAAACUGUACUUCACGCCGCUGUUUCGCCGCUGGCUUCGGGACGGACUUCCCCCGUCCUACAAGCCAAACUAUGGCAUGGAAGGGAUGGACACGAAAAUCGAAGACUUGGUGGGAAACGCACUGCAGGUGAACGGCCCGCUGGUGGACUUUCACCUCUCCAAACUCGGCGGGGAUGUGGCGUCACGACUCCGACGCAACUACGGCACGGGUCUCGCGGAGUUCGAGGACACAAUCCCCCCGACCACCUUCUCGUACCUGAUGCUGCUCAUGAAGAAGUACGGCGCCCAGGUCAGCGUGAAGAACCCGGGGAAGAGCGGCAUGUACGGGCGCGUGGACGUGAAGGUGACAGACAUCCGUGUCCUGAGGAACAUUCUCCAUGGGGCCAGGACAGAUGGACGCAACUACCUGGUCAAGCUGCACUAUGACCGGGAGCGGACCCCCAGUGAUGAGACUGUCAGCCACUACAGGGGGAAAAGUGUGGUCAUCGCGAAUGAGACCAGGCCAUUUGAGAUGAACUACAACAGCAGGAAGGGGCAGAUCAAGGUCCAGUUUUACAGACAGACGUAUGACAGGAACGGUCUGGCACAGAACACAAUGCCCGGAAUGUAAAGUGCGAUUUAGAUUUUUCCAGUCUGUAAAUAUACCAUGAUUGCGAUUUAGAUUUUUCAACUCUGUAAAUAUACCAUGAAACACACUAGCAUCUGUUCAUCUGUUCUUUUAUCUUUACUUUAACCGAAAA
This is a messenger RNA of Branchiostoma belcheri (Belcher's lancelet), 901 nucleotides long. RefSeq lists its product as uncharacterized. The transcript is spliced from 3 exons. NCBI's taxonomy places the organism in Eukaryota, Metazoa, Chordata, Leptocardii, Amphioxiformes, Branchiostomatidae. The coding region runs from base 1 to 771 and encodes 256 amino acids. The record is from RefSeq and is a predicted model, not a curated record.